Molecule: messenger RNA, 471 nt
Organism: Angiostrongylus costaricensis
Lineage: Eukaryota; Metazoa; Nematoda; Chromadorea; Rhabditida; Metastrongylidae
Source: the annotation of a GenBank genome assembly
AUGAAUCGUUUAGUGGAUAUUGUUGAAAAAUCAGCUCUCCUUUAUUCAUGGAACGUCACAUGGAGUGGUCUUAUCAAAUUUUUGGAGAAUCUCGUCGAACAAAAUCUACCAAAGUUGGGUGAAGCAAUCACUUUUCCGUUGACAUGGAUUACCUUUGUGGUUCUUAUAGUUAUUAUCCAAUUCGUCAAAAAGCUAUGGGAAGAUGGCGUCUUUCGUGGGUGGUUUGAAACGUGCAAUCGACAGCCAAACGACAAUGAUUUCCUCGAGGUUGAUGACGACUAUGAUGAAGAAAUCGACAUCUCAGACUACGGACUGGACAGCAACGUGUUUGAUGAUGCCGCCAGCUUUACGUCCGGUAACAGAUUUUCAGAUGAGUAUGAUGGUUUCUCAUACUCUUCCGAUGACGAGGCAGCUGGUUGGGACUGUGCAGUGGCGUUUGAUAGUGAUGAGACUUUUAAGAAUAAAUGCUGA